AUGCCGAACUCAUUUCCUAUCGAACGCAGAGACCAAAAGUCCAUCAUCGCUGUCGGUGUUGUUUUCAGCGUCCUACCUGCCGUGGCUGUUGGGAUGCGGCUGGUUUCGAGGAGGAUCAUUCGCCGGACACUUGACUGGAGUGAUUAUUUGAUAAUAGCAGCAUGUAUAACAGUGAUAUCGUACUGGGCUACAGCGUUGGCAGGUGUUGUAAUUGGAGGUUUGGGAUUCCACGUGGGCGAAAUAAUCGAUAUGUACGGCCAUGUAGAAGUCGAGAUAGCGUUCCAGAUCUCGUUCGCCUUGCAAAUACUCUGGGCCAUAGCAGGAGGCCUUUACAAAAUAUCGAUACUCCUCUUCUACAUCGAGAUCUUCCCGACCCUCAAGCGAUGGGGCCGAGCCACCAUGGUCGUGAUCUUCUGCUAUACACUCAGCACGGCGCUGGCGGCGCUUCUGGUCUGCGAGGAGGUUGAGGAUAACUGGGACUAUGAGAACCUUUUCCAAGGCAAAUGUGGAGACCGAAUCCUCGUCUUCCGCGUGACUGGUGCUCUCAACAUCGUCUCGGAUGUCGUCGUGCUGUUACUCCCGGUCCGUAAUGUGCUCAAGCUGCAGUUGCCGCUGUAUCGCAGGUUGGUUCUUCUGGCCACUUUCGCUCUUGGUCUAUUUACCUGUGUAAUAAGCAUCAUCCGAUUAGCAACGCUCUCUAGUCUCAGUUCCCGCGACUUCCGAGACACGCCGUACGCGAUCAUGCAGACCGUCAUAUGGAGCGGCUUGGAGCCAAGUGUCGCCGUCAUUCUGGCUUGUGUGCCACUGCUCCGGCCUCUGGUGCUCCGCGUCCGUGGCGGGGUCAAUUCGUCUGAAGCCCGCACCAAGUCAGUGUCGGCUAAUGGCCGGUCUCUCGGCAUGAGCACGGCUCCAAGGGCGUUGGCGUACAAUCAGAUCCGCGAUAGCCUUGUCUCGGGCAUGCCAACACCCAUGACUAGAGUCCAUAACAUGGAAGCGAUGCUCAUUUCGAGGGACGCUACCCCUGUUACUGACGUGGAAUUGGGAAUGAUUGUUCACUUGGAAAAUGCGUCAUAG
Molecule: messenger RNA, 1074 nt
Organism: Diaporthe amygdali
Lineage: Eukaryota; Fungi; Ascomycota; Sordariomycetes; Diaporthales; Diaporthaceae
Exons: 5
Coding region: 1-1074 (357 amino acids)
Source: RefSeq, a predicted model, not a curated record